Messenger RNA from Sapajus apella (tufted capuchin), 3737 nucleotides. RefSeq names its product corticotropin releasing hormone (gene CRH). Gene Ontology annotation, biological process: negative regulation of glucagon secretion; positive regulation of cortisol secretion; negative regulation of epinephrine secretion. The record is from RefSeq and is a predicted model, not a curated record. Gene Ontology annotation, cellular component: extracellular region. Lineage: Eukaryota; Metazoa; Chordata; Mammalia; Primates; Cebidae. Bases 2648 to 3235 code for a protein of 195 amino acids. The transcript is spliced from 2 exons. Gene Ontology annotation, molecular function: corticotropin-releasing hormone activity.
GGUAAUUGAAUCAUGAGGGUGAGUCUUUCCCAUGCUCUUCUCAUGAUAGUGAAUAAGUCUCAUCAGAUCUGAUAGUUUUAGAAAGGAGAGUUCCCCCUGCACAUGCUCUCUUGCCUGCCACUGUGUAAGACGUGCCUUUGCUUCUCCUUUGCCUUCUGCCAUGACUGUGAGGCCUCCCCUACCAUGUGAAAAUGUGAGUUCAUUAAGCCACUUACCUUUAUAAGUUAUCCAGUCUUGGGUAUGUCUUUCUUAGCAGUGUGAAAAUAGACUAAUACAGAUUAAUUGUGGCAUAUAGAAGCUGCUGUGUAUAGCCUCUCUUCCUCCAGCUUCUAAAGAGAACUUUCCUUACUACGUAGUUGGAGCCACUUUGGUUCCAUUAAUGACUUACCGCAAGAAAACCUCACAGCAAGGACUCAACAGUGAACAGGGAGCUAUGCUAAAACAACAUCCCUCGGAUAGCCCAAUGGGAGUGAGAUACGUAGGGGUGUAGGGUUAGUCAGAACCCAAAACUUGUGUCUUCUCUGGAAGAACCUCCCAGACCUCCCAGCUAAACUCAUGACCAUAUCCCUUUCCUAGUUCCUCUUCUGUAUCCAUUUACUGCAUUGCAACUUCCUAUUCCAAGUCAACGUUUCACCUCCAGAUCGACAUCCAAGCUGAAAUCUGCUAAUGGGGUCAGAAAACAGGUCAUAAAGGAGAGUAAACCAAAAUGUUGAACCCAUUCCAGCUUAAAAAGCCCACAAUAACAAAAUCUAAUGUUCUGUGUACUUUCCUCCCAGUAUAAAACACAGCUUUCUCCCGGAAGCUUAACCAUUUUCCAUAAUCAUGAUCUUCUAUUAACAACUCACAUCUUUCCCAGUAGACACAUUUCUUUCUCUGUUCUCUUGUGUCAAAAGUACAUAACAUAGUGCGGUGAUCCAACUAGGGGCUGGCUUCUCUACAAACUGUCAGCAUUUCUCUCCCUGCCUUCCUUUGUUCCUAAGAGCGGUUGUGGAUUGGUAUAGACCCAAAGUGGGAGUUGAAAUAUGCAUUGCAUCAUUUGUCACAUUAGCUACAAAGGAAGCAGCAGAAGUAACCAGAAAUGAGGAGCCGGAAAUUUCCGAUAAACAACUCUGAUGGUUAUCUGGAAGCUGAAUUGAAUCACAGGCACAGGAAUUUGGAAUUGCAGUUUGAAUUGCAGAAUCAGAGGUAACUGCCUCCCACUAUAUGAUAGUAUCAAUUUAAUUCAAAAAUUGAGUGUAGUUUUACAGUCUUAGCAUUCCAUUCCAUUCUGUGAAAUAUCAGAGAGCAUUUAUUUAACAGGCUCAUAUGAAGCACAUUUGCAUUUGGAAAAAGAAAUGAUUAAAAGGAACCAACCUGGGUGGCCCAGAUAUGGAUACUAUUAUGGAUGUUGAUAGUAUUUGGAAGUGAAAUGAAUGAGAUUACUUCUUUACAGACUCAAUAUUGAUCAAUGAAAACAUGUAACUGCUUAAUUUAGUCCUGUAGUCGAGCAGUUUUCCACAUAGAUUAGGAAGUUAGAGUGGAUGCCUCUCAUUGGGUUUGCAUUGUAUAAGUAAAGCUUGUUUCACUCAUGCAUCCCUCACUGGCCUUCUCUCUCUCUUUAAUUUGGGAAUAGAAGAGUAAGUCCACAAUUAAUACUAGAUUGUGAGAGGAGAGACAAAAAAGGGGCAGGGAGUUUCUGAGAGAAUGUAAAAUCUUUGAUGCACCCCUUACUGACCCUGGUUUGUGUCCCUUCGCCAUGGGAAUAGCUCUUGUCAUCAUUUAAAAAACUUGAACUGCAUUUUAAGAGAAUUAUUGGUCUUGCUUCUGCAGACUCAUAACUCCUUUAUGUGUUUGCUCUUGGGAGGAAAAAGCAGAUAGACAUUUAAAAGCCGGAUGUUCCUGCACACCUUUUUCCUGAUGCUUCAUUCUUUUCCAGGCAGAAAGAUGGUGAGACUCUGUCUCUAGCAAAGGGGUAUUUCUAGAUACUGAGGUGUCAGAGACACCUGGUCAGAGAGGUUAGGAGAUGGGGCAUCCAGAUCCACCCUCUCCAACUGGCUGCUGCUUUCCUGGCAGGGCUGCACUGGGAGAACUCCCUUCCUUCCCACUUCCCUUUCCUCCUCCCAUUCGUUGUCUCUUUGCACAUCCCUAAUUUGGCCUCUCAUAGUAAGAGGUCAAUAUGUUUUCACACUUGGGAAAUCUCAUUCAAGAAUUUUUGUCAAUGGACAAGUCAUAAGAAGCCCUUCCAUUUUAGGGCUCGUUGACGUCACCAAGAGGCGAUAAAUAUCUGUUGAUAUAAUUGGAUGUGAGAUUCAGUGUUGAGAUAGCAAAAUUCUGCCCCUCGCUCCUUGGCAGGGCCCUAUGAUUUAUGCAGGAGCAGAGGCAGCACGCAAUCGAGCUGUCAAGAGAGCGUCAGCUUAUUAGGCAAAUGCUGCGUGGUUUCUGAAGAGGGUCGACACUAUAAAAUCCCACUCCAGGCUCUGGAGUGGAGAAACUCGGAGACCAAGUCCAUUGAGAGACUGAGGGGAAAGAGGAGAGAAAGAAAAAGAGAGUAGGAACAGAAAGGAGAGGGGAAGACAACCUCCAGAGAAAGCCCCGGAGACGUCCCUCUGCAGAGAGGCCGCAGCACCCGGCUCACCUGCGAAGCGCCUGGGAAGCGAGCGCCCCUAACAUGCGGCUGCCGCUGCUCGUGUCCGCAGGCGUCCUGCUGGUGGCUCUCCUGCCCUGCCCGCCAUGCAGGGCGCUCCUGAGCCGUGGGCCGGUCCCGGGAGGCCGGCAGGCGCCGCAGCACCCUCAGCCCCUGGAUUUCUUCCAGCCGCCGCCGCAGACCGAGCAGCCCCAGCAGCCGCAGGCUCGGCCGGUCCUGCUCCGCAUGGGAGAGGAGUACUUCCUCCGCCUGGGGAACCUCAACAAGAGCCCGGCCGCUCCCCUCUCGCCCGCCUCCUCGCUCCUUGCCGGCGGCAGCGGCAGCCGCCUUUCGCAGGAGCAGGCGGCCAACUUUUUCCGCGUGUUGCUGCAGCAGCUGCUGCUGCCUCGGCGCUCGCUCGACAGCCCUGCGGCUGUCGCAGAGCGCGGCUCCGAGAACGCCCUCGGCGGCCACCAGGAGGCACCGGCGAGGGAGAGGCGGUCCGAGGAGGCUCCCAUCUCCCUGGAUCUCACCUUCCACCUCCUCCGGGAAGUCUUGGAAAUGGCCAGGGCCGAGCAGUUAGCGCAGCAAGCUCACAGCAACAGGAAACUCAUGGAGAUUAUUGGGAAAUGAAACGGUGCGUUUGGCCAAAAAGAUUCUGCAUUUAGCACACACAAAAAAUAAAAAAACAGUAUUCUGUAACAUAGCGCUGCUCUGAUGCCAUUUGUUUAUUUUUAUAUAGCUUGAAACAUGGAGGGAGAGAGGGAGAGAGCCUAUACCCUUUACUUAGCAUGCACAAAGUGUAUUCACGUGCAGUAACAACACAAUGUUAUUCGUUUUGUCUACGUUUAGUUUCCAUUUCCAGGUGUUUUUAGUGGUGUUUUAAAGGGAAUGUGGAUGUGGGAGAAAACGUUUUGUUUGAAAAGCAGACAGAAGUCACCCAGUUGUUUUUGUUGUGGUCUGAGCCAAAGAGAAUGCCAUUCUCUUGGGUGGGUAAGACUAAAUCUGUAAGCUCUUUGAAACAACUUUUUCUUGUAAACGUUUCAGUAAUAAAACAUCUUUCCAGUCCUUGGUCAGUUUGGUUGUGUAAGAGAAUGUUGAAUAUUUAUAUUUUUAAUAAAAGCUGCAAAGGUAA